This is a messenger RNA of Sebastes umbrosus (honeycomb rockfish), 2163 nucleotides long. Its product is annotated as myelin-associated glycoprotein-like. Bases 326 to 1246 code for a protein of 306 amino acids. The record is from RefSeq and is a predicted model, not a curated record. The transcript has 10 exons. NCBI's taxonomy places the organism in Eukaryota, Metazoa, Chordata, Actinopteri, Perciformes, Sebastidae.
UCUGUUGGUCCUGCAGCCAGUGUUAACACGGGUUGGCAGGUGUGAGCUAUCAGCAGUGAUUGCAGGGUCCUCUAGUGAGUAACUUUUGGCUUUUGUGGAGUUUCCCUGGGUAGGCAUAGCAACGUGGUCCAUUUGGGCUCGUUGGUUUGUUUUUUUAGUUUGUUGUUUUUGUGUGGUGUGCGGUCAGAGCAGUUGUCUCGGGGACACAUCUAGAGCUGUCAGCUCAUGUCUUAAUGAACUGAACUCCAAGGUAGCAGAUACAAACAGCUGUGAUCCGCCAGAUAGCAGCAAAAUCAGUGUUUUACACCAACAAAACCUCAGAAGUAUGGACGAAGAGAGAAGGAUGAUGAUGUUUUGUCUGCUUUUAGCAGCUUUUAGCAGCCCUGUGUUUACCGGAGAAUGGAAGGCGAAUGUUGUAAAAGAGCUUGACGCCCUGGUCACAUCCUGUGUUGUGGUACCCUGUUCAUUCACCCAUCCUAAAGGAAGCCUGCCCACCACCAAAAUCAGAGGGAUCUGGCAUCGUUCAGCUCACCGAGACCAACGCAUCUAUUUCGAGGAUAGCACGCAGGUCUUGGAAAACUUCAGGGGCCGCACACGGUUGUUGGGACAUCUGGGUCAGAACAACUGCACCUUAGAAAUUAUUGACAUCAAAGAUCAUGACAACGGCCCUUACUGUUUCCGGAUUGAAUUAGUUGAGACUGAGUUAUCCACCACCGACAAGUUCUCCUUUGUGGAGGAUUGUGUCAAGUUCACAAUGCUCCCUGAUCCUCCGAAACCUACUCUUGAUCACCCAAAGACAGCCAUUCAAGGACGUCCCUACACUGUCACCUGCUCAGUCACCCAUACCUGCCCCUCCCAUGUGCCUAAACUCACAUGGAGCAGGGACACUACAGAUGAUGAUGAGGUGAUUGAGGUCCACAGAGAAACUCGUUUUGGCUACUGGGAGACAAAGUCCAUCCUGAUGUUCACUCCUAAGAAGGAGGACGACCACAGUGAUGUCACCUGCACAGCACAUUUUAAUGGAAGGAAGACGUCCUCUCAAAUGUUGACUCUCUAUGUAAAACGUUCAGAAAACUACAACCACAUCAUCAUUCCCACAGCGGCGGCGAUCGGUACAGCUGUGAUCUUUGCAGUCUUCUGCAUUUUUAUGGUGAAAAAAUACAAGACACGCAUUGCAGAGCUCCAAAAUCAAGAGGGCAGUGUGUGGAACCGUCUUUCCAGACUGUCUCGCAGGACCAGAAACUGAAGAUAAUCAAAAGACAGCAGAAGAAGUGACCAGCAGCCUUCAUUGCUUUUUAUCGCUGACUGCCACAGUUGUUUUUUAAUGCUACCACUGUGGGCAACUUUUCAAAUCCUACAUCCUACAUUUUUUUUUUAACUGAAAUUAAGCCAUGGGUCAAAUGUGUGUCAAAUUGUGGGAGGCUUUAAUUUGUUUGUUUGCCUAGCUUUCAUUCAUGAUAUUCACAUAUUAGCUUCAGAUAGAUGGCAUUAUGUUAAAGCAACUUAAACUAGAAGACAAAAAAAAACAAGAUAUAAAAUUGUGUUGACAAAGCUUGAAUGUUUUAGCAGUCCCUGAAAAGCAAAGUUUUCUACUCAACAUUUUAGUUUAGUCUGGUUUGAAUGUGUGAUUUUAAUAAUUUUAACUUUAACUUUUAUAAACCGUAGCACCAAAUCUAUAAGUGUUUAAAGUCAAUUUAAAGGGAAUGUGUUAAAGGAACAGUGUGUAACUUUUAGGGGGGUCUAUUGGCAGAAAUGUAAUAUAGGUAUUUUACAAAUCGUUGUGUAUUCGUUACCCUAGAAUGGGACGUUUAUAUCUACAUACGGAGUGGGUCUUCUUCACAGAGCCGGCCGCCAUGUUUCUACAGCGGCCAAGGACGGACAAAACCAAACGCUGGCUCUAGAUAGGGCCAUUCGCGUUUUCACAUUUUUACGUUAUCCACAGUAGUUCUCCUACAGGUUUGGAAGCUUCAGUUGGUUGCAAUCUGCAACCUCACUGCUCGAUGCCGCCAGAUACUGCACCUUUAAGACUGUUUUCCCAUCUCAACAUCAAAAAAACACCUAAUAUACGUCCACUUUUAAACACCCACCACUUCCUGUUUUCUGAACACAUGUAUCAGCAAUGUAAACAUUUUUCUUUGUACAUUAAAUUUUGAUUUGUGCUCA